Molecule: messenger RNA, 720 nt
Organism: Daldinia loculata
Lineage: Eukaryota; Fungi; Ascomycota; Sordariomycetes; Xylariales; Hypoxylaceae
Exons: 3
Coding region: 1-720 (239 amino acids)
Source: RefSeq, a predicted model, not a curated record
AUGCCGGCCUGGGGCAAAGGUCUCAUGCAGUCCGACGAUGACUACGAUAUCGCCAACGACCUCAGCGACAUGUGCGACUGUGACCUCAUAUACCCAACCGAGGAAGAGGGCAGAUCCGGCACGAUCAAAAAGCUGAACGACGGCCUGCUCUCCCAGAAGUUUGAAAAGAUUCUCUCCAGCGACUUCAAGCCAACUACUAGCCACCACAAGCGAGAGCGCAUAGCUAUCAUCUUAGGGAUGCUAGCCAUGGAGCUCGGUGUGAUCAUCGAAGACCGCCACUUGAGAGCGCUUCGAAUCCUUCGGCCCUGGCUCCCUACGCUCGAGCAGCAGUUGCAGCUGGUCACGGCGCUCGACGAAUACAAGAAUGAUGGGACACCUUGGGAGACGGGUUCUAAGGGUCUCAUUGACACGAGACGAGCCGAGGAACGAGGUCCGCAGAAGUACGACCUUGGUGAUGAGUUCUGGUUCAGUGGCUUAGGGCAGGAGAUUACUGACCAUACCUUCAUCGACAGAUUCUCUUCAGAUGAGGCUCCCUCAUCAGAGAUGGUCAGCAAAGUCUGCAUGAAUUGCGGGGACAGAGAUGUCGACCUUCACUGUGGUCGUUGCAAGAUGGUUCGUUACUGUGAUAAAAAUUGCCAGCGAGUUGACUGGCCAACUCACAAGAAAGUUUGCGAGGCCCGUGACAGUAUUCGCAAAUGCCCUGUCCCUGAUCUCAAGUAA